This is a messenger RNA of Aplysia californica (California sea hare), 1170 nucleotides long. Its product is annotated as MAM and LDL-receptor class A domain-containing protein 1. Lineage: Eukaryota; Metazoa; Mollusca; Gastropoda; Aplysiida; Aplysiidae. The record is from RefSeq and is a predicted model, not a curated record. Gene Ontology annotation, cellular component: membrane.
AUUUGUUUUAUUGUAUUUUUUUUUACUGUUUCCAGAAUACACAGGUUUCGAACAAGGCUUGGACUUGUACCACAAUGAUCAUUCAAAUGACUUUGACUGGGUCGUCACAACGCCUUCUGAUCCGGACUUUUCACGAUUCUUACCAACUGUUGAUCUCUCGUUACACACUGCAAAAGGUCACUUGGCUGUGGCGGUCUUGCCGUCCGGACAAAGCGACGGACUAAAGGCGGAGUUGUGGAGUCCGAUCUUCCCUGCCAGGAGAGAUGGUUGCGUGUCCUUCAACUUCUUUUUCACCGGCCUUGACCCUGGCACUCUGGACGUCGCUCUCGUGUCUUUCCUGGAAGACAAGCGUUUCGCAGUCUGGAGUUACAGUCCCAGAGGAAGGGGAUCAAACUCUGGCUCUGCAGGCAAGGGCAGCGUUCCAGUUUCAUACAGUGAUAACUUCUACAUUGUGUUUUCUGCCACUCUCGGUACCAAUGGAAGCUGGGCUUUGGAUGACAUCACACUGAGCUACUCUGGUUGCAGUGUGAGCCCGCUAGAAGCGUCAGGACAGACGUUGCCACCACUUCCAACAGUAACCACGACCUCCGCUCCUGUCACACAAGCAAUGGUGUCCAUCGACUGUCCCUUCGACUUGGGCACAUGCAGCUGGUCACAAGGUUACGGAGACGCUUACGACUGGGCGAUAGUAGAUGAGGGUCAGGGGUCAUCAGAUGGCUCGGGCACCAACUCUGCGAUAGGAGCUGUUACUGCAAAGAAGUGGUUAUCAAGGAGCAGGCUGGGUGAAGUCGGAAGUCGGCUUCUCUUCUAACGGAGUUUUCAGUGUGAAUUUUCGAGGGAAGAGCAGCGGGGUAGCAGUAAUAUUGCUGGACGACGUCAGCCUCACAACCGGGGAGUGCGAUACUAGAGGUGAGAAGACGUGUACACGACAGCAUAUCGUCGGCCACCCUGUUCAGAUGUCUAGAAAGCACAGAAAACAAGUGUUCAGAAGAGAGAAAUAUUUUUUUCAACGUAGAAUGGGAAUUACAACCAAAUAUCUUGAGAACGUGCAACCAAUACCACGCAUUAAGAAACUACACAAAAAAGUUAACAGUGUUGGGCUUAAUACAUCUGAACACCAGGCCGACGAUACACUGUACUAUAUUUGCUAAAAUACGGAUGUUUUCAGUG